AUGCGCAGUGCCACAUCUAUGCCGUUCAAACUAUUCUAUCUUCUCGUUACUGUAUUUUCAACUGCACCAUUUUACUCUUCUGCUGCUUUUGUAGAAUACAAACUGUCAGAGUUAUGGCGGCGACGAACACAGGAAGAUGUGCAUCUGUUUCCAACACAUUCCUCUUUCACAUAUCCCACCUUCGUUGGCUUACCGCAAGAAACUGGUGUCAGCCGGGUUCACAUGACCGCUGAAGAUGUGAAGAAGCUCGCUGCAGAGCUCAGCGAAAGCGAAAUAAUGUCAACCUGCUCUUAUGAAUACUUGGGUUCGACAUUUUAUGUGGUUAACACUGCCAAGUCAACGGAUGAUGAAGUGCAGGUUUCGCUAAAUUUGACCCUACCGGAGUUGGAAGCCAUGACCGAAGAAAUGAUUAUCCGUUCGAUGAAGCCGUCGCACAUUUGUCGUGGCAGUAAUGGGCUACAUCAGGCAGUAUGGCGCGGUGGUUCGAAUAAAUAUCUACGUCACUACAUCGUGCAGGAGGGAGAAAUCAAGGCGAUACUUCACGAAGACGUUAUAUAUGGACGACGUGGAUACUAUCCAACUUCCAUGCAAAUUAGGUCUUCUGAAUUACCAUCAUUAUCUAUAUCUGUCCACCGUCGUGGCCAGACUAUUCUGUCGAUCUCGUAUGGGUAUUCGGAUCUGCGUUUGGAAAGUAAAGCUUCACCAAAAAACAAGUAUCGCGUUGCAUCUAUUAGCAAAACAAUCACAGCUAUGGGCAUUGCGGAACUGGUCAAUCGCCGACAUAUUAGCUUAGACUCGAAAGUGUUUGGAGCAAAAGGUGAAGAUUUGUAA
Haemonchus placei is the source of this 831-nucleotide messenger RNA. The record is from the annotation of a GenBank genome assembly. Lineage: Eukaryota; Metazoa; Nematoda; Chromadorea; Rhabditida; Trichostrongylidae.